Diprion similis is the source of this 1792-nucleotide messenger RNA. RefSeq names its product voltage-gated potassium channel subunit beta-2 (gene Hk). The record is from RefSeq and is a predicted model, not a curated record. The coding region runs from base 130 to 1536 and encodes 468 amino acids. Gene Ontology annotation, biological process: potassium ion transport; regulation of potassium ion transmembrane transport. Lineage: Eukaryota; Metazoa; Arthropoda; Insecta; Hymenoptera; Diprionidae. Gene Ontology annotation, molecular function: potassium channel regulator activity; voltage-gated potassium channel activity; transmembrane transporter binding. Gene Ontology annotation, cellular component: voltage-gated potassium channel complex; cytoplasm. The transcript has 9 exons.
ACCAUUUACAUCGAUAUAUAGUUAUUACUAUAUAAUAUAUAAAAUUCGAAUUUUGCUGAAAAGCAAUUAAAAAUUAUUGUGAGAGAGAUAGAAGGUUCUAAUAAAAUUGAAAAAUCAUUAAAUACAACAAUGUCACAGCUGAUGCUGUGUAGCCUUGGAAACAGUUCGAAUGCCGGUAAUGACACGAAUAAUAACGCUAACACAAACAGCAGCAUGGAAGAUGACGAUUCGUAUCCACUUCCCACCAUAUACAGAUGCCGAGCCCCGAUAGCGAGCUUGGACUGCAUGGAAGAGUUCAACAGCGGGGGUGGCGGGGGCGGCGUCGAAGGGCUGGGGAACUGCGGGCCGACCGCUGGAACCAAGGAGCAACUUCUCACGAACUGCAUCGCGGCUCAGGCGCACCGACUCCAGCAUCCAUCGCCGGGCAUCCGGUACCGGAACCUGGGAAAGAGCGGUCUUCGAGUCUCAAACGUCGGCCUGGGUACAUGGACUACUUUCGGCGUUGGCAGGGGCGGGAACGAGGAAACCGCCGAAGCCGUGAUCGCCUUGGCCUACGACAGUGGGAUCAAUGUGUUCGAUCUUAGCGAGGCGCACAGCGGACAUCGAGCCGAGACCCAACUGGGCAGGAUAUUAUCCCGCAGAGCCUGGAACAGAACGACAUACGUUGUUACGACAAAGAUAUACUGGAACACCAAGACCGAAGGACGAGGUCUAUCCCGCAAACACAUUAUCGAAUCGGUUCAGGGCUCGCUUUUACGGCUGCAGCUUUCGUACAUCGACAUCGUAAUGAUCCACAAGGUUGAUCCGAUGUGCCCUAUGGAAGAAAUCGUUCGGGCAAUUAAUUACGUGAUAAGCAAGGGCUGGGUCAUGUACUGGGGCACUUCUCGAUGGUCUCCCGUUGAAAUAAUGGAAGCCUACACGAACUGUAGACAGUUCAAUUGCGUCACACCGAUCGUCGAGCAGGCAGAGUACCACCUUUUCUACAGAGAAAAGCCAGAACUCUACAUGCCGGAGCUGUACAACAAAAUUGGAGUCGGACUCAUGGCCUGGUCGACAGUCACUAUUGGAAUGGUGUCCACCAAAAGUGAAGACUGCGGAAUGUCCUUCCUCUCGAGAUCUUCCUACAAAAACAAAUACUCCUCGUUCAGUUGGACGGAAGAUGAAACCCAGUCUUUGUACAAAGAGUCCGAUAAGUCAAUGUCUAAACGCAACGAGUUUCCGCAGCAGGAAUACGGCUGGAAGGAUAAAUUGGUGGACGAAGAGACUCGAAAGUACUCGGACAAGUUCAGAGAGGUUUCGGCAUUGGCCGAGAGGAUGGGCUGCUCCUUCGGGCAGCUCGCGAUCGCUUGGUCGUUGAAAAACGAGAGUGUCCAGUGCCUUCUGCUCGGUGCAGCGAACACAGAUCAGCUCUACGAUAGCCUCCAAAGUUUACAGCUAAUCCCGAAGCUCAACGCGAGUAUGAUGAGCGAAAUCGAGCGGAUACUCGACAACAAGCCGUCCAGGCCACCGAUGGUGUCCACCUUGGCACUCAGAUGACAAUCGAUUUGCCCCCACGGAAGCAGUGGGGGAUCCAUCGAAGAGGGUGGCAGCCCGAAAAGCGAGGGUGGUACCAGCCAGGACCAGGAACAGACCAAGGAGACGACCAACAAACUUUCCUUCUGCGAGAUCCAGUGACAGUCGGAUCCAUCCCCGACCCAAGCCUCCGAAUCUGCAGCCCAAAUACGACUGCCAGAACUGGCGUCCAACUGCAGUCAAUGCAUCUGCCAAUAGAGGUCGAAUUCGGAGGCACGUG